GGUUGCCUGGAGACGGCUUGGGACUCUGUUGCCUGGAGACAGCCUUUGGCCUGGCACCUGGUGAGCGUCUAGGGGGGAGGCGCUCUACUGACCGGACACAGCAGAGCCAACCAAGGCCAUGGCUGGACACCAGAAGGAGAAGGCGAUCACAGAUGAGGUCCACCAGAACCAGAUCCUGCGGGAACUGUACCUCAAAGAGCUACGAACCCAGAAACUCUACACGCAGUAUCACGUGAAUCCACUCCGCAAGGUUCACACAAUCACCAGAAAGCCCAUGUCUUGGCAUGAUAACCUGGAAGAACCUGCAGACGCCAGGUUUCUAAAUCUUAUCCACCACGCUGCCCAGGGACCAAGAAAGAAAUACCCAGAGACACAGACUGAAGGUCAAGAGAUCGGAUGGGAUUCUGAGCCUUUGGUCAACCCGCAACGUGAUGACCGCAGGCUGAAUCACUUCAGGGUCUACAAUGACAUCACCCUGUACAAGGCUAAAAUGUGGAGCUUGGGAGAAGACGAUCGCCACAAGUAGUAUUCCCUCAGCACUGGCAAUCCUUGUCAUUGAUGUCCGAAGUGUGUGCUGCCCAGGUAAAUAAAAACACUUUUACGCCUU
This is a messenger RNA of Odocoileus virginianus texanus, 607 nucleotides long. It is a transcript of the gene CFAP144, whose product is annotated as cilia and flagella associated protein 144. The record is from RefSeq and is a predicted model, not a curated record. NCBI's taxonomy places the organism in Eukaryota, Metazoa, Chordata, Mammalia, Artiodactyla, Cervidae. Gene Ontology annotation, cellular component: ciliary base.